AUGGUGCCUUGUUACAAAGACAGCCAGGCAAAGGCAGAACUUGGGGAAAAUUACGCAAUAGAAGUCGAGGAAAUCGCAGACAAGCCAGACAAGGGAGAAAUUGCCAGCUUCAAUAAGGUCAAGCUGAAGAAAACAGAGACGCAGGAGAACACGCUGUCGACUAAAGAGAUCAUUGAACAGGAGACGCAGAGUGACAUCUCCUAA
Molecule: messenger RNA, 204 nt
Organism: Echinops telfairi (small Madagascar hedgehog)
Lineage: Eukaryota; Metazoa; Chordata; Mammalia; Afrosoricida; Tenrecidae
Product: thymosin beta-10-like
Exons: 2
Coding region: 1-204 (67 amino acids)
Biological process (GO): actin filament organization; regulation of cell migration
Cellular component (GO): cytoplasm
Molecular function (GO): actin monomer binding
Source: RefSeq, a predicted model, not a curated record